Molecule: messenger RNA, 2602 nt
Organism: Chlamydomonas reinhardtii
Lineage: Eukaryota; Viridiplantae; Chlorophyta; Chlorophyceae; Chlamydomonadales; Chlamydomonadaceae
Exons: 5
Coding region: 170-1966 (598 amino acids)
Source: RefSeq, a predicted model, not a curated record
GGAAUGUCUAGACCGCGUGCCCGAGCCUGUAAGCUUGCAGCCUGCGCUUGCGGCCGCGCAGCCCAGCGGUGCCCAACGGCUUUCAACCGUAGCACGCGCGAAAACGCGCGCUUGCGAGCCACAUACAUUUUCUAGCUGCAGGGCAGCCAUGUAUAGCCUUUGCAUAUAAAUGUUGGCGCCUCAUUGUGGGCGCGGCCGCAUGAACGGAUCGUCGGACCAAAGCACCGGCGCGCGCCUGGUCCGUGGCCGCAUUGUGCUCGUCAAUUGCGCACAGGCGCGCGAUGAGAUCAGUGGCCUCGCUCGCGAUGAGCCGGCCGGGAGGCCCCAGGCCAAGUCCCCCGUAGCCCAAGCCGACAGGGAUAUUACCUGUGCCGGUGCUACGAAUCCAUAUACAAUUCUCUCUGCCUCCCAAGCUCCCGCACCUUCAGCCCUCUUACUGCUUUUUGCUCUUUCGCGGCCUAACACACUACCAGAAUCAACAUGGGUCAAGCAACUUCCGCUGUUCACGCCAAUUCUCGAAGCGCCGCUUCGGCGGCCCUUCUCGGCGCUCGCCGCUCGACGCCCAAGGGUGCGAUUAGCAACGAGUGCGUUUGUUGUGGCCAAUGGUGAGCAUGCAACCGGGGGGAAGCCCGCGGCUUCGGCGCCCAUCGAGAUCCAGCCGUCGUCGCCGUGGUCCAGCGCUUCCAACAAGAAGCCGCUGGCGCUCAGCCCGCGCGGCCAGCUGUUCUCUGACCGCUACGCCGAGCGGAUUGGCUCCAUCGAUGACGCGUUCGACGAGGACGUCCUGUUCAAGGUCGAUGACGUGGCUGCUUCCCCCUCAGUCGCGGAUGCUUGGAACGCGGUUCCCCCGACGCCCAACGCAUCUGGUCAGGACCUGGCAGCACCGGCGCAGCGUGCUUACUCGCGCGCGGUCUGCCUGUCGUUCGGCGGCAACGCCCCCGCCGCCAAGACGGCUCUGAAGGAGGAGGGUGGUCUGGAGCUCAAGGUGCAGCAACUGGUCGCUGACUUCAACUUGCCCGCUGUGGCGCAGCAGCUGCACACCGUGCUGCUGCUGGAGCAGCUGGCGUCGCACCUGCGGUCCGCCGGCCUGGCGGUCGAGGUGAUGUCGCCGCCGCGCCCCGACCAGCGCUCGCCGCUCACCACCCGCUCCAUCCGCGACCCCUUCCUGGUGGUCAGCGCCGAGUCGGUCUCCUCCGAUGUGGACGGUGCUCGGGACGCCUCGAAGGAGGUUGAGACCGUGAUUGUUGACCCCGCUCUGUUCGCGCACCUGGCCCUGGCGCCCGCCACGCCCGCCUACCUGCGCACCCUGCACUCCAUACUGCCCGGCCCCGUCGCCCCCGUCGUCGCCGAUGCCGACGUGACCGACGCCACGCCCCUCUUCACCGUGGUCGCCCGUACCCGCCUGGUUUCGCUGGUCAAGUCGCUGGCACCCGCCGUGUCGCUCAACUUCAGCAGCCACGGCAUGGAGGUGCCCCCCUGGCGCCGCACGCCCGCGCUGCUGCGCCGCUGGGAGCCGGCUGAGAAGCUGGAGCAGCGCCUGGCGCUGCGCGCUGACGUUGCCGCCGACUCCGGCAGCCUGUGGGGCAGCGCCGCCUCCUCCGAGGCCUCCUCCGCCCCCGCCAGCCCCAUCGUGCCCGUCUUCGGCUUCGCCGUCGUCGCUGAGACCGCGUCCGCCUGGGCCACGCCGGCCGCCGCCGAGGACGAGGCGUUUGGCCCCGCCGCGGCUGCUGCCACGCCCGCCAUGCUGGCCAACCUCUUCCGCCGCGUGUCGUCGGCCAACUCUGAGGCCUCCGCCAGCGACGCCGGCAGUGCGGCCUGCAGCGACGCCGGCCACGCCAGCGACAGCGACGAGGAGGAGGAUGAGGACGUCAUCUUUGGCCUUUCGCCCGUCAGCUUGUCGGGCCUGGUGGACGAGGCGGCGGCCGAGGCGGCGGAUGAGUGCGACUUUCAGGCGCUCAAGGCCUAAGGUGGUGAUGGGGUAGCGUAGGCGCGGAGUAGACCGGCGGGUGAAUGGUCUUGCGCUUGCUGCCGUUGCUGUUGGAAGAUUGACGGCAGCGCGGGCGAGGCGGCUGGGCUCCUGACGUUUGGCGGGGCGAACCGGGUGGCGGCGUGUUCCAGGCACGGCGAUGCGCAUGCUCGGCUUUCUUUCACAUGGCCAACAGUUUGAAGACACACAUUCUGACUUGUCUCUGCAUUCACGUUCGGUUAAUUGUUGGUUUCUCCUGAUUUUUUGGAAUGGCUACUGGAAGCAAGGAGUGGGAGCGGGAGUUGUUUGCCUACUGGAAGCGGAUUCCUCUCCAUUGAAUAGUGGCGUACCGAGUGUAUAACUUUUAGUACCCAAAAGAGAAGCUGCGUGUCGAGGCUAUGUGGAUGCCCCGGUUGAGGUAGAGAUAGGCAAGGGGCGCGUAGCCCCGAAAUGGCUCCCUGGUCCCUUUGGUAACUGCAUGUGGUAUUCACUGCCUCGCCCAUUGAUUUUGAGGGUCUGCUAUGCCAGACAUGGAACCACACGGGACCCAGUCUUUUUGCCUGAAGAGAGAGAUGCUGAUUCAUCCUUCGCCUCAAAAGAGGCAUGACCCUACAUAGUGUGUAACGCGUACAUAAC